AUGCGGCGGGCGGGCUGGUGCUCGCUGGCGGCCGCCGCUGCCAUAGCUGCCAUCGCCGCCACAGCUGCCGCUGCCACCGUUGGCAACGGCGCGGGUGGCGGCAGCUCCGAUGAGAGUUUGCGCCAGGCGCUGGUACUCGUGGAAAUCCUCAAGUCCGGGAUUUUGCGAAAAUCACAUCAUGCGAUGCCAGCGACGCCCCUCUCACUUGCGGAUUAUGCGGGCUACAGGCUGUGGCCACCACCCUACGCCCCCCUGUUCCACAGCAAGGGUCUACCCUUCCGACGAACGAACGACGCGAACGGAGGCGAGCACGCUGGCAGACGACUCGGCAAAGAUGCCCCACGCCAAAUGGAUUACGAGGACCAGUUUGGACCACAGCCUGGGGGCGACGGGGCAUCCGCACAAGAGGUAGCAACUGAGGGGUCAACUAGUCAACAGACAGACAGCCAGAUGACUCAAAAACCUGCCCAAAGUAGUACCACACAGACAGCAGACACAAAAUCAACACAAACGACAGUUUCAGAAACCAAAGCCGCAACUACCACUGAAGCAACAACAAAGUCAUUCAUUAAGGAAACUAAUAAAACAACAGAAAAAGAAAAUACUAAAGCUCCUGUGAAACUAACCACAUUUAAUACAGAAACAUCAAGGACACCAACACAAAUAAAAACCAAGAAACAUAUGAAACUGAACACCAUUCCAAAGGCAAAAAAACGUGAAAAUUUUAAAGUAACUUCAAAAGUUUCGACAGCGAACCCAGGGGACGUGAUAAGGCUUAAGUAUAAAAAGGAUGGCGCCCCUUCGGCUGACGUACACGGGAACGCUGACGGGGGAGUCCCCGAGAUCGCCCAAGCGGCGUUGGAGCUGCAGCGGGAGGCGGCCGACACGGGCGACUUAGUUGAGCACAGGUGCCCCAACAGAGCGCGCACAUCUCCCGAGAUAGCUCAGACUUCCUGUCCGGGUGGGGAUUGCGAAGUGCCCCUGGCUACGUCCCGCCGAUACAAGGGCAGCACCCGGGUUUACCUGUCUCGCAGCUCCAGACCACCGGUGCCGCUGCCGGCGAACAACGCGUUCUGCUACACCGACCCCGACAGCCCGCUUUGUCGCACCUUCAUU
Iphiclides podalirius (scarce swallowtail) is the source of this 1116-nucleotide messenger RNA. NCBI's taxonomy places the organism in Eukaryota, Metazoa, Arthropoda, Insecta, Lepidoptera, Papilionidae. The record is from the annotation of a GenBank genome assembly.